Molecule: messenger RNA, 2493 nt
Organism: Periconia digitata
Lineage: Eukaryota; Fungi; Ascomycota; Dothideomycetes; Pleosporales; Periconiaceae
Source: the annotation of a GenBank genome assembly
CACCUCCGCGAUAUGGAUAGCCAACCCACUAGAACUAAAGUCGCGAUACCUAGGUUAGAGAGGCACGAAAACGACCACAACUCCACCCACGAUAGGAUCGUUACAAAGAGGGCCCAAGCCGCAUGCAGCGAUUGUCGAAUUCGUAAGGUCAGAUGCAGUGGGGAGAAGCCACGCUGUCAGAACUGUGUGAGGCAAUCAGUGCCUUGCACCUACUCGCAAGCUCGGAAGGACCGCUUGAAAGACGCUACUAAGCAAAUAGACCAGCUUGUUACUCUCCUUGCGGAUCUCAAUGCCCAUGUCGACGUCAGUGGGCAGCAAAAGAUUUAUGAACUUCUGGAUUCGAUUUCAUCUGCAACGAGCAUAGCAACAGGUGUAGCAGAUGAACGGCUGAAAGGAAGAAGCACGCCCCCUGAAGAGAGCCAGGAUACGAACACUCAAGCCGAUGUCACUGGGUCUAUAGACUGUAGCGAUAACCUCGACCUCGUAGACGAAGAUCUGUUCCGAAACUACCAAUCGAGAGCCACCGGAUUCGUCGGCCAGAACUCUGAAGUACAAUGGUUUCGGAAUCUUAAGAAUAAGAUAGAGAAUGCAGAGCUUGCAGGGACGGCAUAUCGGCUACCCUACCGUGCUCCGGGGGGCAGUACCAACGCUGCAGCGCAGCAAGAAGAGACAUUGCAUACUCGACAAAAGCCCUCCCAGUCAGUAAAUAUUCCACGCGCUUCACACGUCUCUGACUCUUAUUUUUACCUCGAUGGCGAGGACCUUAAGAUAGACUUCGUGAUAGAUCCGUAUGAGCUACCUUUACCAGAGAUAGCAGAGACAUUAUUCGACAUCUACAUGCAAACAGUCCAUACUUCGUUCCCUGUCCUGCCGAAAACGUUCACAACACAAUUUUACAAGUACACCGAGUCAGUGAAACAGGGUCGACCGUACCAAGUUUCUAAUACUUGGCAAGCUAUACUGAACUUGGUUUUGGCAAUCGGGGCGCACUACUCACAUCUGGCACAGACUGAGUGGCGCGCUCACGAAAGAGACCAUAUUGUGUACAUGACAAGGGCGGUGAAGAUGCUAGGAUUGGACAGAAUGGUCGUUUCCACUUCGGCACCUACACUGCCGUUGAUUCAAGCAACUGGUUUGUUGUCUCUAUACUAUAUAACAGUUGGCCAGAUCAGCAGGGCUUGGAUGACGAUAGGCGUAUCUCUGCGGUUUGCUAUUACUGUCGGUCUACAUCUCCGGAAUGAUGAUCCAUCCGCCCCAGCGAGUAAAAAAGAGGACUUGGUGCAGACUUGGUGGAGUUUAUAUUCCAUCGAGAAUCUUUUGUGCACUCUUGUCGGUCGGCCAUGUACAAUCGCGAACGACCAAUGCACUGUUCCUCUACCUCACAUACUGCCUGGCGAGCUAGUUGGGCACAACAACACAAAUUCGCUAAACGAUCUGGAUUACCAAAACAGGCAGGGUGACCUGCCCACGAGAAACGCUUUCUUCAACCAGGUUGCUACAGAAAACGUCUCUCAAUCUACGUUUCUAGGGGUGUUUGUAGCAAUGAGGAUUAUCACGGAAAAGGCCCUUUCAAAGUUGUAUUCGCCUCAAACUCCGGUCCACUCUUGGCAGCAAAUCCAGAAGGAGAUUGACGCACUGUCGAAAGAACUAGACGGGUGGGCGACAGCGCUACCUGCCGCCCUCAGACCAGUUCAUUCGCUUCAAGAGUCUAGUAUUCAGCGCGAAAGACUGCUUCUUAGCUUUCAAAAUUGCAGCGCUAAGAUGCUUAUCUACCACCCGUGCCUCUGCCGCCUCGACCAGCGUAUUGCGGGGCCGAGCGAAGCCUCGGCUAGCUUCGAUCAAAAGGCGGCGGAGGCGUGCAUCCAGGCAGCCCAAUUGAUGACAACACUUCUACCUGACGAACCAGACCUCGCAUUCGUGUACGAACAAAGUCCGUGGUGGUGCAUUGUACACAACAUCAUGCAGGCCAUCGCAGUCUUUCUUCUAGAGAUAUCUUCUAGCCAGGCUCAUACAUUCCACCCAGAUAAGAGUAUGCUAACGAGCAUCAGGAAGCUUGUUCAAUGGCUCGAAUGUAUAGGAAGGAGCAAUGCCGUUGCGCAGCGCGCAUACGAAAUAGUAGUGAAUAUCAUCGAUCCUAGUGCAUUGCAUCUUCAAAUUGAUGAAGCCGACGCUUCCACAGAAGGUGUGGCGGACCAAAGCCAAUCGCUCCAAGCGUGCCCGUGGUUACCGAGUACAGAAUUUCUGCCUUGUAAUUUAGGUUCCUUUCCACACGCUGAAUGGGACAGGCCGGCUUACAUCAAUUUCACUACAACCACAGAUCUCAGCACGCAACUCCCUACCGCUCUCUGGGAAGAGCAGCCAACAGAACGCUUUGUGGAAUCUCCAACAGGCCGAGACUUUGCGCCCGAUUCAACUCAGCAGACAUCUCUGAUGUUUGACAAUUGCUUCCUUGGCGACUUCGAUCUGUUCAAUCCGCCGAGUGGAAAGUUCUAA